Molecule: messenger RNA, 540 nt
Organism: Darwinula stevensoni
Lineage: Eukaryota; Metazoa; Arthropoda; Ostracoda; Podocopida; Darwinulidae
Source: the annotation of a GenBank genome assembly
AUGAUGCCGAAAGAGGUCGUCUGCCCUCUUCCGCAGCUUCUGGCGUCCACGGUGAGGCUUGUCCUCGGUCCUACAUUGAGCCGAGUCCAGUCGAUCGAAAUCUGCCAGGAUGACGAACUCAAAAGGAUACAGAAGGGGAACGCGGGUGAUGGAUCUAUACAGAAAGGGAUGCCCCAUAAAAUCUACCAUGGGAAAACGGGGCGUGUUUUCAAUGUCACCCCUCAUGCAGUGGGGGUGAUAGUCAACAAGCGAGUCAGAGGAAAGAUCCUAGCCAAGAGAAUCAACGUGAGGAUCGAGCAUGUGAAGCACUCCAAGUGCCGAAUCGAUUUCUUGAAUCGGGUGAAGGAGAACGAGCGUCUGAAGAAGGAGGCACACGAAAAGGGGAUCGUGGUCAACCUCAAGAGACAACCUGCUCAGCCGAAGCUCGGACACUUCGUGUCGACGAAGGAUAAUGAGCCACAGCUCGUGCAGCCCAUCCCUUAUGAGUUCAUUGCUUGAAUAUCACCUCAUGUGGAAAAUUAAAAAAAAUACUAUUUAGAA